AUGGGGAGUGAAGGAGGCGAAGGCAAGAUCAUCGACUGCAGCGACUGCAGACAAGAAUCUGCGGACACAACAUUACGACCUGGGACUGUAUACCCUAGCUGCGUAACUAUUCUCUACCUGUAUCAUAACCCCUCCCGGGCCCGCGCACUGAACCUCGCGUCCUGCUUAGCACCUAUCCAACCCCUGAGUACCCUAGGCUUGGGACGGGGUUUACUCUCUCUCGUUACACCCCCUAUCCUGCAUUCCUCUCUGUGGCCGGAGCUGUAUGCCUAUCUCCGCACCACACCACACCAGCCGCCCUCUGUCAAGGCCAUGACAUCCCUAAGACCGGAAUCUAUUACCCUGGAUACAUUCAACAACAUAUUAUCCCGAUACCCAGCUUCUGUCCCUGAACGUUUGCGAGACCUGGAUGCCCUUCGAUACGACACGAUUCCCGUCAAAGUCGCUAAGAGGAAGGAAGACGACGACGCCUUUCUCUCGAAAGACGAAGUCGAGAAACUGGUGGAAUGGAAACUGUACGCUAGUCCCGCGUCCUCGCGAAACUCUCGAGAUUUGCACAUGGAUAUGGAUUUGUAUUUGAAACACGGGGUAUUCCGCCCAAAACUGUUACAACUGGUCCAAUCCAAUCCUCCAAAUCUAAUCCAAUCCACAAUACGGAAGGCAUUCAAAACCCUUCUCUCUUCCUCCCUAAAAUCUCCAUCUCCAUCUCCACUCCCGAGUCUAAAAAUCCUAACGGAGAUAAAAGGCAUCGGGCCAGCCACAGCCUCCCUCCUCCUAUCUGUCUAUGCUCCAUAUGAAGUUCCUUUUUUUUCAGACGAGCUAUUGAGGUGGAUGAUGUGGGAUGAAGGAAGUGGGUGGAAGAGGAAGAUUGCGUAUUCGGUGAAGGAGUAUGUAGGGUUGGUGGAGAGGGUUAGGAGGGUGAGGGAAAGGUUGGGGGUCGGGGCUGGGGAUGUUGAGAAGGUGGCUUGGGUUUUGGGGAGGGAGGGGGCGGAUGUUGGGGUGAGGAUUGGGCAGGACGAGAGGGAGGUGGGAGCGAAGGGCGUUGAGGAUGGGGAAGUAGAUGAGGGGAAAGGGAUUUUAAGGACGAAGGGAGGGAGGGCCGUGAAAGGUGCUCUUAUGAGUAGAUUUACUAAGAAAGGGACGGGUGGAGGAAGAGUGGUGAAGAAGAGUGAGAAGCGGAAGAAAAUGGAUAAGUCUAAGGUUCUGGUUGGAUUUUUACGAAGGACUGGGCGUAGAAAGCUAGUUUUCCGGGGUUGGCUGUUCUACAAAACUAGCAUAUCGCAAUUCUGGGCUCUCGUUAAACAAGACACAAUCAUAUCAUUACACGAAUUGAUCCAACCUAAAAACAACGCGAUAGUUAUAUACAAACUCCGCGGCUUAGUGUAA
Lindgomyces ingoldianus is the source of this 1386-nucleotide messenger RNA. RefSeq lists its product as uncharacterized. The transcript is spliced from 11 exons. Bases 1 to 1386 code for a protein of 461 amino acids. The record is from RefSeq and is a predicted model, not a curated record. Lineage: Eukaryota; Fungi; Ascomycota; Dothideomycetes; Pleosporales; Lindgomycetaceae.